Rhizoctonia solani is the source of this 1158-nucleotide messenger RNA. RefSeq names its product NADH:flavin oxidoreductase/NADH oxidase. The coding region runs from base 1 to 1158 and encodes 385 amino acids. Lineage: Eukaryota; Fungi; Basidiomycota; Agaricomycetes; Cantharellales; Ceratobasidiaceae. Gene Ontology annotation, molecular function: FMN binding; NADPH dehydrogenase activity. The record is from RefSeq and is a predicted model, not a curated record. The transcript is spliced from 6 exons.
AUGUCUCAACCUAAAUUGUUCACCCCUAUUAGUGUCGGAGAUAUGAUUCUAUCUCAUCGAAUUAUCCUGGCCCCCUUGACUCGAUUCAGGGCUGAUAAUGAACAUGUGCACCAUGACAUUGCUGUAGAAUACUAUUCACAGCGUGCUGCCACCCCUGGGACCUUGCUGAUAUCGGAAGCUGCCCUUGUUUCUCCGGAGGCAGGAGGGUAUGAUAACGUUCCUGGAAUCUGGAAUGAGAGGCAGAUUGUAGGGUGGAAAAAGGUUGUAGACGCAGUUCAUAAGCGAGGAUCAUAUAUCUUUUUGCAGCUGUGGGCUAGUGGCCGGGCCGCCGAUCCAAGAGUAUUAGAAAAGGAAGGACAUCCAUAUGUUUCGUCCUCACCAUCAUUUAUUGAACGACCUGGAUACCCAAGCUUGAUACCAAGGGAGCUCAGCAAACGUGAAAUAAGGGAUUAUGUCGAGAGCUAUGCUCGGGCUACGAAAAAUGCAGUGUACGAGGCUGGGUUUGACGGAGUGGAAAUUCACGCGGCCAACGGAUAUCUGAUUGAUCAAUUCAACCAGGACGUUUGUAACAAGAGGACCGACGAGUAUGGCGGUAGCAUUGAGAACCGAAGCCGGUUUGUAUUGGAAGUGCUGGAAGCUGUAGUCAAAGAGGUGGGAAUGAAACGAACUGGAAUCAGAUUUUCCCCUUGGGCCAGGUUUCAGGGAAUGCGGAUGAAGAAUCCUAUCCCUACAUUUGCUUACUUGGUUUCAGAGAUAGCACAACGGUACUCUGACCUUGCGUAUCUACACUUUAUCGAGCCAGUAGCUUCGGGCUCAAGUGGUGCGGAAGAUGAAUCUAGAGAUAGAGACCCCGUUAAUGGAAUGCUCACCUCUAAUGAUUUUGCUCGAGUUAUCUGGCAGCCUCGUCCGUUCUUCAGUGCCGGAGGGUUCAGACCCGAGUCGGCUUUCCUUGAAGCCGAGACCAAGGACAUUUGUGUAGUCUUUGGACGCUACUUCAUCUCUAACCCCGAUUUGCCUGAGCGACUUCGUCACGGGGCACCUCUUUCCGCUUAUAACCGAGGCACUUUCUACACUCCUGGCCCCGAGGCAGCAAAAGGUUAUGUAGACUACCCGGAAGCAGGGCGCGAAAGGGGUCCAACCAAGGUUAACGCGAUUUAA